CUCACACAUUUCACAGUAGCAUUCAAAUUCCAAACCCUCCAUUUCACUUCACCAAAUUCCAUAAAUAUACUCGACAUCACAAUUUUCAGAGUAAGGAAGCUGAGAGCGAGCGUGGAAAUGGCGACUUUGCAGAAAUUCAAGCUACUAGCGACGCAGUGUGGAGUUGUGCAGAGCCCAACGCGCAGCCCGAGGACAAGCCCUUUGGUCCACUUUCGUCGCCGCAAAAGCACCCUGCGAAUGCUACUCACUCGAACCACCAGCUGCCGAUCACUCAGCAGCCGAGUGAUAUCGAAUAAGAAGCGCUUUGUUCCUGCUUUACCUCCUGAGAAGAAGAACGACAACAAGGAUUCAAACAGCCGCACUUUGAAGGAUCUAUUUGUAUCAUCCCCGCCGUUCGGAGAAGAAGAAGAAGAAGAAGACAAAAGCAAGGUCGUUAACGAGAAGAAUGACGGUAAGAGCGAGGUGCUACCACCGAAAUUGAAGGAACAGGAAGUUGAGUCGAAUUCGCCGAGACCGGGUUGGGUCGGGUUCCGGCACCGGUUGCUGCUGAGGAGAGCAUGGCGUCCGAUGCUUGUGAGCAUUCCAGAGUAAAAAAUUUGCUACUUACUAAAUUUUGGAAUAAAAGUUCGGUUUUGAUUUCUGUUAUCAAUUCCCCGUUGGUGAUUGAAGUGCAAUAGAGUGAGAAAUUAAAACUUUCCAUCAUUAGAUUGAAGUGUUUUAUAAACGCUGUUACAGACUCAAUUCGGUUUAUCUAAUAGUUAGUGUUAUGCAGUAAUAAUUAAUAUUACAUGGUGUAUCUAAAACUUUUUUCUAUAAAAAUAACAACUGCAUUAUUUAUCAAUUAGAAAAAUUGAUCUAUUUUUUGUUUUUGGCAUUUGAGAUACUACGUCCAUUUUUGUAGAGAAUUUCUCUUACAACAAAAAAUUUAGGGAAUAAAAAAUAAAAAACGAUGGUAAAUUAGAAUUAAAAGGUGUUUCCCAAGUUUAAAAAGUAUUUGUUUUAAAAAUAUUAUUUAUCUCUCAUAAAUUUAAAUUUUUGUU
Molecule: messenger RNA, 1040 nt
Organism: Rubroshorea leprosula
Lineage: Eukaryota; Viridiplantae; Streptophyta; Magnoliopsida; Malvales; Dipterocarpaceae
Source: the annotation of a GenBank genome assembly